AUGGCCACGAUAAAUGCCACUGUCGCUGGCGUCUUUAGCCAUCCCGAUACGUAUCUAAACGUGUUCGAGGAAGUCACGAAAUAUAAUGUUCACCUCAACGUGGUAGAGCGCGCUUGGGCGGCCUGGUAUCUAUGGAUGCAGAACGACACAUUAGCGACGGGUAUCAUGAGUUUCCUCAUGCACGAGAUCAUCUACUUCGGCCGGUGUAUACCCUAUAUGGUUCUCGACCGUAUCCCUUUUUUCAACCGCUACAAGAUCCAAAACCAAAAGAUCCCGACGUGGAAAGAGCAGUGGGAAUGCGCCGCGCUCGUCCUUCUCAGUCACGUUACCGUCGAAUUACCUCAGAUCUGGCUUUUCCACCCUAUCGCUACCUACUUCGGUAUGGACUACGGUGUUCCCUUCCCUAAGCUCUCGACAAUGGCCCUACAAAUCGCCGUCUUCUUUGUUGUUGAAGAUGCAUGGCAUUACUGGUUUCACCGAGCACUGCACUACGGCCCCCUGUACAAGAUGAUUCACAAGCUUCACCACACUUACUCCGCCCCCUUCGGUCUAGCUGCUGAAUACGCCUCGCCGAUCGAAACUAUGCUCCUCGCUCUAGGAACAGUCGGAAGUCCCAUUGUCUGGGUUUCUCUAACCGGAGAGCUUCACCUAUUCACCAUGUACAUGUGGAUUGUCGGCCGUCUAUUCCAGGCCAUCGACUCUCACAGUGGAUACGAUUUCCCCUGGAGCUUGAGGCAUUUCCUGCCCUUCUGGGCCGGUGCCUUCCACCACGACGUCCACCACGAGAAGUUCAUUGGAAACUACUCCUCCAGCUUCACAUGGUGGGACUGGAUGCUUGAUACCGAGUCCGGUCCCGAGGCUGCCAGGCGCCGCCGCGAGAGGAAGCUCAAGUCUAUCAAGGCCAAGAAGGCCGAGUAA
Messenger RNA from Daldinia childiae, 918 nucleotides. RefSeq names its product Methylsterol monooxygenase. The transcript is spliced from 3 exons. The coding region runs from base 1 to 918 and encodes 305 amino acids. The record is from RefSeq and is a predicted model, not a curated record. Gene Ontology annotation, biological process: ergosterol biosynthetic process. Gene Ontology annotation, molecular function: iron ion binding; C-4 methylsterol oxidase activity. NCBI's taxonomy places the organism in Eukaryota, Fungi, Ascomycota, Sordariomycetes, Xylariales, Hypoxylaceae.